AUGCAACUCACCAACGUCAUCACCGCCAUCGUGGCCCUCGCCAUGACUGCCACGGCUCUUCCCGCGGCCGAGCCUGUCGUGGCCGCCCGCACUGGCAGCAGCUGCAACGCCAACUACCAGCCCGUCUGCUGCACCCAGCACGGCGGCCUCGACCUGCAGUGCACCGUCAUCAGCUUGCUACUCGGCGACCUCCUGGGCGGCAACACCUGCAACGGUGGCAAUGUCUACUGCUGCUCUACCAAUGCUGCUCCCAACACUGUCGUCGACAUCAGCCUGUUCCAGUGCGGCAGCCUCAUCGGCUAA
This is a messenger RNA of Lasiosphaeria miniovina, 303 nucleotides long. RefSeq lists its product as uncharacterized. Bases 1 to 303 code for a protein of 100 amino acids. The record is from RefSeq and is a predicted model, not a curated record. The transcript has 2 exons. NCBI's taxonomy places the organism in Eukaryota, Fungi, Ascomycota, Sordariomycetes, Sordariales, Lasiosphaeriaceae.